Molecule: messenger RNA, 8366 nt
Organism: Esox lucius (northern pike)
Lineage: Eukaryota; Metazoa; Chordata; Actinopteri; Esociformes; Esocidae
Product: cilia- and flagella-associated protein 46
Exons: 60
Coding region: 198-8162 (2654 amino acids)
Biological process (GO): cilium movement involved in cell motility; axoneme assembly
Source: RefSeq, a predicted model, not a curated record
AGCAGCGCGUUUGUGCGAAAACUAAGGACAGACAGAAGUAUUUACCUAUUGUUUGUGCAUCCAUCUUGAUAGAAGUGAUAUAUCAACCAGGUUACUCAACGUUAUGGUAGCAAUACAUAGGUAUAACGGUAGUUACUGUAUUCGUUGAAGCUGAUUGGUAUGACAGCCAUCUGAUCUAACAAAACUGACUCAGCAUAAUGGAUCUUCACAUUCGACAGUGUUUGACCAAGGCUGCACAACGAAAAGACACUGAUGCCCUGAAAGCAGCUUAUGUGUUGAUCAGAGAAGGGACACCUGGAGUCGAAAAGACGGCUUCAGAUACCAGAUGCUUCUGUCCAGAGUUGUACGUUUUAUGCGCAGAGCAGGCAUUAGAGCUUGGAUUUGUAGACAUCAGCCGAGACUGCCUUACGAUGUACUUUGAAGGAAACCCUCCAGCCAACCAGUUCCUUUGCCGAGCAUACCUCUGUCAAGGUCAGCUGGAGUCUCUGCCGACCAUCUGCAAUGUGGAAAAGAUUGAAAAGGCUGUGAAUCAUUUUCUGAAAACCAUGGAGAUUUCAAAGGACAAACCAAGAUACCAUUUCAUGGUGUUCAACGCCUCGGUGCUCUACUUCCAGGCGGUCCGGCCUCUCCUAAGGCCCGGGCCGUGUCAGCACCUGGUACCCACCCUCACGCAGGUGGUCAAGGCCCUGGAGGAGGUUGGGGAUCCUGACUACGGUUGGAGGGCUCAGCUCAUGCUACACCUUGUGACAUGCCUCGUGGAUGCUGGGAAAGGGAAGGAAGCUUCUAGUUUUGCCAAGGCCACCUCUGACUUCAUAGAGUCACAUGCCCCGGACCUGUAUCCAAAUAUAUUUUCCCUGCAGGUACGACACAACUUGUGUGACUUCAGUAAAAACCCCAAGAAAAUUGAAGCAAGUCCCAUUUUAGAAGUCAUCUACAAAAUGCAGAAUCUUAAACAUAAGGUUGACGACCUCAGCGAGACCAGAAAAGAUUACGGCGCCAAGAUUCGGGAGAUUUUCCUGCUCCUGACAGAUUCGGCUGAUGCCCGGGCCUCUUCUCCAGGUUGUAGUUCCAGCUCUCGUCCUUCCCCCAUCACUCCAGGCAAAAGGGUUGCCUUUCUACUGGAGCUAGCUCUCCUGGCCUUGCAGCUGAAACAUCAGCAGAUGGCAGCUGACUGUCUAAAAGAGCUGAAGACAGCGGAAGUCACUAGUGUUGGCCAGUGCAUCAUGAUGGAGUGUGUGCAGUGUGAACUAGACCUCCUAAAGAAGCAGACGGGGAGGAUGAAGGACUACUCAAAAGCCAGUGUGGAGGCCCAGCUUAAGGUGAUUGGCAGACUAGAUCAGGUGCUGCAGAGUGCCGUACGGGAGGGGGAUCCCAAGGUGAUGCAGGCGGUGUGUGCCUCCCAGUGGAACGCCUGUCUGCCCCUGCUUCAGCACAACCUCAGGUGGAGUGUCAAGGGGGUACUCCAAAGAGUGGCCCAGGUCCUGGAGGACACCCAAAGUAUGCAGCUGGAGAUGCGUUGCCAGAUUCACAGUGAGCUGGCAGGGAUUGAGGAGGAGGAGGGGAGGCUGGAGCCAGCUCUGCUCCACCUGCAGAAGGCUCUUCACCUGGAUGAGAAAGGGGUAUACCACGAGCGCCUCACUUCAGCUCUUCGCCUCCUCCAGCUCCGCGGAACCCACUGUCAGACCCCCAGCAGAAUAGAGGAUCAGGCUGCCAUGCUUAUUCAACAGGCUAAGUGUGGUCAGCUGCUGGAGGAUGUGAAAAAAAGACGACCCACGCUGGUCAAUGCAGGCCUCUGCCUGGCCCCCGACGCUUUCCAGGAUGUGCUUGAUGCAGACAAAGUGGUAGAAAUCCCCUCAGGCACGGGUGGACAUGACAGUGUGGCUCGUCUCUCUGCUAAGGCUCAGCACCACUUGGUAUGUGUUCAGAAGGUCCAGAGACACCUGGCCAGACAAGGAGAUGGCCAGAACGACAGGGAGAGGGCGAAAUUGUGGGCAGGCCUGGCCAAGGCCGCUCGGAAGCUGGAGGUUUGGGAUGUCUGCCGGGCCGCCUGCCGGUUCUGUCUCCUUUACGACGACGGACGAUGGAAACCUAAAUCAGAUGGUGAGCGCAAGGUGGUGGUCCGUAGCCCUGCGGAGGGUGGUCUCUAUGGUGACGGGCGCCAGCCGGCAGAGCGACAGGCCCGGAGCACAGAGAGGGACCUGCUACGUCUGCUGGCUGAAGUGUGCUUCAUCAACGCAGAGGCCACCAUCAACAAGCUUUGUGCUGAGGGGGUACAGCUCAACAAACCACCCGCCCCCCCUACGGAGAGAGGCCCCCCUGAAGAUAAUCCCCAGUGGGCUGUUUACCGAGAUUGGAUCCAGGACUUAUCUGCCUAUGCCACCUCCAAUUUCCUGAGGGCAGCAGAGCUGGGCGCAGAGAUCCGUGAAGUCUGGUUGGUGGCCAACGCAGCCGUGUACUUAUGGAACUACAACAGCCACCUGCUGGCUGCUGGGGAGUAUCGACGUCUCCUGCCCACCUUCCAGAGGGCUGCGGAGCUGCUCAAACAGACAGGGCAUGCUGGGGAGCCGGUGCUGUUGAUCCUGCUUUGCGACGCGGUGGCCUGCGGGCUGAUUCAGCCCUGGUUUGUGUCGGCUGCCGGGCAGGUAGCUGGCCAAGGGAUGGAUGACAGCGGAUGCAAGGGGGAACCGAAGAAGAAAGGAGCUGUAAAGGGAACCGAGAAGUCGGGCAUUGUCCAUGGCCUCCCCCUGGACCCCGCUGCCCUCCAGGACUUGCGGAAGGCUCUGGAGCUGUCUGACUAUGCACUGCAUCAGUCCAGUGUCAACGUGCCGGGAGAGAGUGUCCCCAUCGCAGCAAGGAAACGCGUCAUUUCCACAUGGGUGUUGACCAAGUAUCUUCUCCAGCAGCAGAUUGGACAGAAGCUUGACAUUGAUGACGAGUGUAAGAACGAGGCGGUGUCGGCCAUGACGCGUGUGCUGGUGGGAGUGGAGAUGCUGCGGUGCAACAGUCCCCCUAGGCAGAUGGAGUUCUCCGUCCCCAGCCUCUCCAUGCUUGUCCGCAUGGCAUCAGACUGCAGUUGGACUGACCCGGUGGUGGAGCUGGAGGCCUGGACCCAACUGGCUUUCUUCUGUCACCAGGCAGAAGAACAUGACCUGGUCAUGACCUGCAGCCAUAAUGCACUUCAGCUGGAGACCGCUGCGUCUCAGAGGUUGAAGGUCAUGACCUAUGCUCUGUACAGUAGGUCGGCUGUAAAGGAGAUGUUGAGCAAUUCUGCGUGUCUAAGAGGAUUAAGCAUGGUCUACCUGUCGAGUGGACAUCCUCACAAAUACAGAGAAGCCUUGCAGAUGCUCCAGACCAGUGUCAGCUAUGCAGAGCAAGCCGGUAACCGUGUCCUGUGUAUGGCUAUAGCUCGCCACUUCUGGAACAGCUGCCUGCCCCUGACUGAGACGUCAGUGGAGAGACAGCAGCUCCGGCAGCCUGUGGAGAAGAUCCUCAAAGCUCUGGUCGAUACUAGCAAGAAAGGCUAUAAGGUUGGGAAGGAGAAGUCAGGGGCUUCCUUGACUGGGAUGACCUCUGUAACCUCUCUGCUGGAAGCCCCAAGCCCAGGCCUCCCUGAGGAUGACCUGGCCCUGAAAGCGGCCAUGUUCAGCCUGCUGUUCCACAUCCACGCAGACAGCUCAGACUGGAAGGAAGCUCUGACACUGCUGGAACAGGCUAUUGGAGACAUGCCCCGCUCCACACACAGCCUGCUCCUGUUGAAACACUGUGUGCUGGCCAAGGGUUGGCUAGGGAGGAAUGUGGCACUGGACAUGGAGAAGUUCAGGGAGGAAGGGGAACUCUGCUGUUCCCGAAUGUGGUACCGUGUGGCGCUGUGUGCCUCGGAGAUGUCGCAGCAGCUGUCCUGCUACCAGAACGCCAUUACUUCUCUACUGAGUGUCAACAGUCAGUGGCAGAAAGUGGAUUACCUGUUAGAGUUUGGGGAGUGGCUGUACUGUCAGAACUUCCCUCUGGUUGAUGCCCAGCACCAGAUUCACUGGGCCAUCGACAUCCUCCUUCACAUUAACACGGAGCUGGAAGACACAACUGAGAGGCCCAGUUCUGAGGGAUGCCAACUGAAAGAAGCAGAGAGAAGGGAGAAUUCCCAUGGAGAUGCGUCAGAAGGGUCUGGGCAGAUUCCGGUUGAGGUUCCGUCCAAAAUCGGGGUGCAGGGUGUGGUGUCUGGACCCCAUCUCUCUGAUCUCAGGGAGGUGAGGCGUCUGGACGGCCUGGUCAGAGCGUACACCCUGCUGGCCUUCACUGAAGACAGAACCUCUCCCCAACACAGACAGAACCUCCUCAUGGCCUAUAGCCUAGUGCUGAAGAUCUGGCAGGUGUCCAUGGCAACAGCACGUGACCUCAUCAGGGAGAUGACACCGGGUCCUCCAGUUCCAACUUCUCAGCCUGCUACAGCCAAGAAAGACAAGGAGAAGGAGAAGGACAAAGGCAAAAAGUCUAAAGAGCCACCCCCUAUUGAGGAGAAACCCAAGCCCCAGAAUACUGAGGAUGUCGUGUUGCCAUCCAGCACAGAGGAGUGGGCACAGUAUGAGUGCCCCGAGGAGCUCCGCCAGGCCUUCAGAUACAACAGCGGCCCCCACUGCAUCAAUACAAACAGCAUUAGCAAACAGACUCAGAGUUUGUUCUUCCUGGACCUGCUAGUCAAGGAGCUGCAGUCUCUAUCUCUCGUUCACUUGACUCUACCUAUACUACACCUGGCUGAGGUCAUUGCUCAUGACCUGCUGGACAGAAGGAGCCUGUCUGACCUCUACCGUCUCAGAAUUGUGCAGAGCUGUUCCCAGCUGGCUAUGGAGAAAUCAACAGGGUACCACAAGAAGCUCCUUAUUCUGACUAGUAUCCAUGAGCAGGAACAAAUAGAGUGUCGGAAAACAAUAGCUUUACAAAGAGAGAGAAAGAGACUGCAUGUGGAGUUUGGUGGCAAAACGGAUAAUGAGAACUCUAAAGUUGACCGUAUUGGUCUAUCCGGAAAGAAGUUUGGUGUACUCUGUAGUCAUGAUAUCUGGCUUGAUAAGGCAGAGAUAUGCCUGAGUAUUGGGCUGUAUCAACCAGCGAAACAACUGCUCGCAGAGGCCCAUCUGCUGGCUAAGGAGUUAGGAGAUCGCACUGCAGUUGGGAGGAGCCUGCUUUCUUAUGCAAUCUUGGCCAAUCAGGAGCAGAACCAUUCUCUGGCUCUGACACUAUUGGACAAGGCCCAAGACAUGGGGGGUGACAAGGACUUCUGGCACCAGCUCACCCUGGCCCUUGUGACUGCCACAGUGGCCCAUAAGGGCCAGGAUACAGAAACCAAAGUUCAUCAAAUAAUCAAGCAAGGCCGUGGAGCCCUGACAUUGUAUCUGGAUAAGAGGCAGAACCAAUCUCCGGCUGUCAGGUUCCUGAUCAUGUCUCUUGAGUACAGAGGGGCGGUGGAGCGUGUGCGUGCCGCCAGUCCUGCGGAGCCCGGCGUUGCCCUGUCCACCCGGAGCUUCCAGAAGCUUGCGGCCGCCUGCGACGCCCUGAGAGGGGCCGCCAGUGAGUUCCUCCAGUUGGGCCGCAGAGAGCAUGCCGCAGAGGCUCUUGUGGAGCACGCCCAGGCGCUGAGGACACUGGCUAAACACACUGAUAAGGAGGGUAAAUGGCGCCAUCUGCUGGAUGCCUACUCCUUAAUGCAGCAGGCUGUCUCCACACAGGAACAUGUUGUGCUGAAUGCCCAAAGCCUGUUUACAUCACAAGAGUCUAAGCCCCUGUCUGUCCCAGCCACGAGGAAGCUGGUGCAAUACCGGCUUUCCCUGGCUGAGCUGUCUCUGACCAUGUUGGAACAGCUGUGCGCUGAGGAGAACACUCAAGCCCUGGCCCAGGACAGGAAACCCUCUUUGGAGAGGACCGUUGAGGAAUUAGUUCGUCAUACACCUGACCUCAGCUCUGUAGAGCAGGAGUGGAUAGCAACCGGGAGGACCCUGGGGCAGGUGGCUUUGAGCCAGCUGGCCACGAUCAACUCUCUGUCCCUGGACUGCAUUGAGACCAAUGCUCGUUCUCUGAGUCUAAUGGGGAAGUGCCUGAGGCUACUGGCAAUGCAAAAAGACCCUCUGUACCCCUCCACUCUCUGGGAUAGACAGAGCCUGGAACAUGGGGAGCGCUCUGAGUCCAAAACCAGCCCUGAGGAGGAAAGGGAGUAUGGAGAGAAUGGCAGAGAAUCAAGCCAAACGGAGCCCAGACAGCACUCAGCCAAAUGUGCCGAGUUGCAGAAGAGAAGACGUUCUGCCCAGCAACUGCUAGCUCAGGCCAGUGAGACUUUAGCUCUGGUUGUCAGCCUGUCUCUCCAACACAAACUCCCCCCUGUCAUCCUGUCAGACACCUGUCUGAAUAUGCUGGAGUGUCACGGCCAGUUUGACCCAGGCGCCGCUGGACAGUACCUCGCCCUGUUUCAGAGCUGCUCCUGCACCGCUGUGAUGGCUGACGUUCUGAGGUCCGCCUGCACUGACACCUGCGCGUCCCAGCUCUCAAGGCUGCUCAGCCUACACAGGAACCUGCUUGACUCCCAGGAGGAAGUCCUUACUAGUCUGCUUAAUGGAGUGGAGGACUCCCUCAGUGGCCUCUCUAAGGUCUACAGCCACCUGACCAUCAACCCUAACCACCUGAGUCUCCUGGGAGAGCUGCCCUCCAACCUGAAGGUCUUGCUUCUUCAGCACACGCAAGACAGGUCAACCCUCUAUGGAGCUCUUUAUGAGAGGCGCAAACUUGCAGAAAGUCCUAGAGGCAAGGCCACACAAGCUUCUGGUACACUGGUUUGCUCCAGGGUCGCCAAGGUUGCUGUCUACCCCAGAGCUCUGCUUGAUCUCCAGGACAGAGCACAAGAAUUCGGACGUGAGACCAAGCACACCUUGAAGGAAACCCAUUGGCAUAGCAAUGAUGGCAGGUCAGGAGCGGGGAGCCAGUAUCAAAUUCAGCAAACCUCAAAGUCAGGAGAGAAAUUGGGAUCUCAUUUCAAAACCAUUGUACAAGAAAUGGAGGACUAUUUGCAACCCAUAAUCUCUCAGUUGGACUUAAGCUUAAGCUUAAGACACCCAACACAAUCACCAUCCAUCCCAGAGAACACCCAGCCAAAAGAAAAGGAGAAAGCCAGCCCAGAUAAAGGUCCAGCAGCGGCAUCUCCUGCAGAGCUCGGGGAGCAUGUCGUGCUCCUGGCUGACUGGAUGCUGUUGCUCCUCCCUCUGGAGGCGUUGGCUGUCCUGCAAGGAGACUGGCUGAGCUCUGUGUCUCGGGACUUCUCACUGCAAUUCUUUCACACUCGCCUGCAGGGAAAUGAACGAGUUGAAAGUAACAACAAAAAUGAGACCAAAGGUGGAAAAGGAGCCAAAGGGAAAGGAGAUCAAAGCAAAGCCAUCAAAGUGGUGCCGGUCAGUCAUGUCUUGCUCCCCAACACCCUUCCAGUAGACACACACAACUUCAAAUAUAUCAUAGCCCCUUACAACGAAGACGAAUACGAAGGCCGGAGCCUAACCGAUAGGAUGAAGAAGACUCUGGAGGCCUACAGCCAUCAGUUCACCCAACUAUGGGAGGGCUUCAUGGGCAAUGAACGCACCCCCAGUCUCGUGGACUUUGAGCAGCUGCUGACCAAUUGCAGUGCUUUCAUCUUCCAUGGAAUGGAGAACUUCCUUGCAAACAUCCCGGCAUGCAAAGUUUUGUCCCUCAACCUUUCUGAAUGCCAGAUGGUUAUCCUUUUCGACAUGGUCCAGUACAGUGCCAGAAUGCUGCGCCAAUCCAAGCUUGAUGUGAGAAAGAGGAACCUGGAGAGGCCCCUGGAGACGGCCCUGCUGCUCUCCCUGAGCGGAGUCCGCUGUGUUCUCCUCAACCAGUGGCACAGCAGCCCAGAGAGCAACAUACUUACCAUGGACUCUGUCCUGGAGAAUCUCCUGAGGGUGGGUCUGACCUCUGGCCAGACCGUCCAUGCCCUGAGGAAGGGAGAAGUCCAGAGCUCACAGAGAGACAUACACGCUGCAGAAUCAAAUGAUAUACAUCAAGAAGAUUCAGGAAAAAUAUAUGUAAAUGCACAAGAUGAUCAAGCCGUGGUGACACCUUCUCCUUCAGCAUUCAACUGUGUCAUAUAUGGACUCCCUAACUUAGUUGUUACAUGACUGAAGUCAGUCCCUCAUAACAUGCCCUAUUGAUUUUAAGUUCAUUGGUCCAAUUGUUUUAUUCAAAUAAACACAAACUUAAGGACAUAUAAUAAUGCAUGUUUUUUUAUGGUGGUAAAAUGACAAGCAAAUCCAAAAAUGUACAAUUCAAAAGUGAUCCUUAGCUGUGGGACAGCUUCAGGGAAAUAAACCAAAAUCUUCAUC